CAUAGAUGGUCAAGACAGCACAGCAGUCUCACCAACAGCUCUCCACCUCACUUCCUCAUCUUCCUCCUGCCGUUAACUCGGAGUUGUUGUUGUUUAGGAUUUGGUGUUCUCCGUCUCCCACUAGCCUAUAUUUUAAGGUCUGAAAAUCAAAAUGGACAUCUCGGAAAGUGUCAUCUUGGAAAUUGAAAGCGUCACCCUGCCUCCUACUAAAUGCUCUGGAAGCCCAAAAAUGACUGUUUGGGCUGGCUCAAAUAAUUUUUGUAUCAGGUUUGGGAUGACCUGCCAACCCGAAAAUGACCAGAUAACUGUUGAAGGCAGUUCAUGUUCGCGUUGGACUUUCUGGCCUGUUUUAGGGCCAAGCAGUAUUUGUUGGGGUCGAAUCCAGCCCACAAUCCCGAUUUUACACCCCCUCUUUGAUAUAUUUCUUAAAGCAUCAUCCAGGACGGGAUCUUGUCGAAUGGAGAGGAGAAGUGGAGAGGAGAACGAAGUGGUUGACUCUUUAAAAAAGCAUCUGGUUAAAGUUGUGUGUACACAGAUGGAGCAGUUGAAGCAGCUUUUAGUCCCUACCAAAGCCUUCUCUGCAAUUCCUGUUGUGGCUAAUAGCACCAACCUUGUAGAUGCAGGGGAAGGAAAGUUUAAGCGUUUUAAUCGCUUCAUGACAAUCAACCCAAGAAGAAUUCUUCUUCUUCUAGCUUCGAUGUCAAGCAUGGGGACUUUGAUACUUAUAUACUUCACUUUAGCUAUUUAUCGAAGAAGUGCAUCAGAGAAGAGUAGCUAUUUGAUUACAAUUGCAAGAGAAGAAUAGCUAGUUGUUUGUCCAUUUCAUCCCAUAUCAUAGGGUGGAAGCCGGAAACAUUAAAUGGGGAAAAGAAGUGCUGAAGAGAUCUAUUCUGAUUCUAUCUGAUUAGAUUGGCUCUUGUUGAAGCCACUCUACAAUGAUAAAGCUCCUCAAAUGCAGUCUAGAUUUUUCUUUGGUUUUACUGAUUCAUAAUCUUUCUAUUCAGUUUGAUUGUCAUAUUUGAUGCAUGAUUUUGUUGUGACAAGAUAAAGAUUUUGUGGUCUGUUAAGCUGAAAUGCAUUAGUGGCGGAGAUAUAAUUCUAAUGUAUUUUUUUUUUUUUGGUGGGAAGCAGGCAGCUUUUAGGUAUGUUCUUUUUCUGCCACUGAAUACUCUUCUGUUGGACCGUUGGAAAAUUGUUGAUUCCAGUAUUUCCUACGUAAGAAGGGAAAUUUUUUAGAUAUUUUAUUCAACUGUUACAUUUCAUAUUAAAAUAUUAUAAAUGAAGAGAGGUUAAUUGGGUUUGAGUCGGAUUUGAUUUGCUUGCUUGAA
Phalaenopsis equestris is the source of this 1328-nucleotide messenger RNA. RefSeq lists its product as uncharacterized. Bases 152 to 805 code for a protein of 217 amino acids. The transcript has 7 exons. NCBI's taxonomy places the organism in Eukaryota, Viridiplantae, Streptophyta, Magnoliopsida, Asparagales, Orchidaceae. The record is from RefSeq and is a predicted model, not a curated record.